AAAAAAAAAGAAAGAAAAAAUAUAAUUUUCAUUGUUUUCAUGACACAAACUAUCGCCGCCAUCUCUUUUACAGGUGGAAAGGACUGUACGUUAGCGCUCCAUCGUGUCCGAUCCCAAGGUAUGCAAGUGGCUGUCCUGGUUACAUUCAGUCCACCCUCGACAGAUCCACAGUCAUUCAAGGCUCAUUCGAUCGAGAUCAUUCGACAACAAGCCAAAGCACUGGGUAUUCCACACACCAUCUGUAUCAUUGAGGGUCCCAACUACUUGAUGAGCUAUCAGACUCAAAUCAAAUGCUUGGCUGCUACCUUUGGUAUUCAAGCCUUAGUGACAGGCGACAUCUUACCUGUCUGUUCUGACUUUAUGGAGCGUGCGGUGGAAGGGACAGGUGUGGCCUUGAUAAGACCUCUUUGGCAACAAUCACAACCUGCUUUAUUGCAAGAAAUAUGGAACAUGCCUUGCACGACACUCAUUACCUGUAUCAAUCAGGAUAAAAUACCAUCUCAUGUAUUAGACAAAGUACAAGAUGUCUAUGAUGUGGGCAAACCAUUGACUCAAGCUGGGUUAGAUGCCAUUGCUGCUCAACAGAUAGAUAUCAGUCCCACAGGUGAAUUUGGUGAGUUACACACAAUGGUAGUGGAUUGUCCACUUUAUCAUCAAUACCGUCUUAAGGUAGAAGGCCAAAAAGCAAUUGAAGGCUCAUUUGUUUAUUUAAAAAUCAAUUCUGCUGAGCUUGUGAAUAAAUAAAAAAGGGGAGGAGGGCAUACACUUAAGUUCUAGGAGGAAGAACAUUGGUUCUGAAGAAACGGUUAGGGUCAGUGCCACCCCAGAUAACAUUGCCUCGGGGAGAAUAUUCACAAGCAUAAAAGUUACCAUUGAGGUUAGGACAGCUAGUGACAGCACAGCCUACUUGGGUGGUGU
Molecule: messenger RNA, 918 nt
Organism: Gilbertella persicaria
Lineage: Eukaryota; Fungi; Mucoromycota; Mucoromycetes; Mucorales; Choanephoraceae
Exons: 1
Coding region: 40-744 (234 amino acids)
Source: RefSeq, a predicted model, not a curated record